UAUGGACCUUACAGGCGGAGAUUUAAUGGUGUUUGUUACCCAAUGGCUUUGCCGACUACGGAUGAUUUGUACUCAUGUUAUGACAAAUUGGUCGACACUUCUGUAGAUUUAAAAGAAAAAGAAAAUGCCUACAAAAUAGUACUUGAAGGUGUUAAAGGGGAAGAAAAUGCAAAGAGAUUGUCAAGUCAGUUUAUAGCAAGAUUCAGCAAACUUUUCGAGAAUCUACUGGAAGAAAGUUUCAAUUGUUUCCUCGAUUUAUGUGACGAUGACGAUGUUAAUGUUCGAAGCCAAGUGGUGCAUGAUUUAUUACAGUUUUGUAAGCAUGCUCGAGUAUUCGUCCCACGUGUUGCUGAUGUCCUCGUUCAAAUGUAUCAAACUGAUGACAAAAAGGAGUUGAAUGUUAUUUCUUUAGCAUUAUCCCAACUACUUCAUUCUGAGCCUAAAGCAACUUUACUGGGUAUAUUUAAUCGACUUCUUUCAAUGAAUGCGGAAAACUCCAGAGAAAAUACUCUCAAAUUCUUGUGUGAACGUUUAAAGAAUCUACCGGAUGAUGUACUGACUAGUGAUUUGGAGUCUUUUGUAGUUGAACAAACUAAUCGAGUACUACAUGAUGUUUCUGAAGAAGAGUUUCCAAUGUUAAUUUCCCUACUAUCAUCCUUGAGGUGUAUGUCUACUCUGACUGGUAGGCAAAAGUUAGUGGGUAUGAUUUCGCAACAAGCUUUGCAAGCUGUUCCGACAUUCAAUGCCAGUGAUCGUGCAUGUAUAGCUCAAGUUCGCGAGAGUUGUAAACAAGCUGCCUUGUGUGUAUCUAAAAACGUUAACGCUCAUGAUUUGUACAUAUACAUGUUAGAAAAAUUCUUACCGCAAUUUGCUGAUUUUGCUGAAGACACUUUCGAUGAACGACUUAGUUUACUUCAGUUAACUGCAGAGCUACUAUCUUUUCCAAGUCCAACACUUGCAUCUAUAAAAUCAGAGGAUAUAAUAAAGUAUCUAGAUUCCGUUUUCAGUAUAUUGUCAAUGUUCUUACCUAACAUCCCUUCGGAAGACGCAACUGACGACAUGAAACAGUCGUCUAAAGAAAAACCAACAUUAAACCAAAUGGGUGUAAAGUUUUCAGAGUUAGAGGCAAGUUUGUUUUUAUGUUGCCAGCUUGCAUGUUAUUGCCCUCAAUAUUUCGGAGGUAAAGCGAGUGAUAAUGGGUCCGAGUUAUCUGUUAUCAAAGAUGGAGUCGAUAGAUUACGCAACGUUAAACCUCGUCUUCAGUACUUAAGCCAGUUAGCACAGGAUUAUGCAACAACAAUAUCUGGUCAGCUAAAUAAGGAUUUACAAUCUGAAGAAAGUAAGCUUCGGAACAUGGCUCACAGACUUAUGAUGAACAUCCAACGUAUGAUACGAUGCUUCUUUCAUAACCCUCCAAUGUUUAAAACCACCAGUGUAACAUUGUCAUGGAUCCAAUCGCCUGUUACUUCGAACCCAGGCACAAAACGUUCGUUCUCCACAGAUCUGAGUAAUAAUCAUAAUGCAAGUAGUGUUCGACCAAUACGUGGUGAUAGACCACUGUAUACACCACCAAUCGGUCAAUGGUCUCGUAUUGAAACUACCGAUUCAAAUAAAAGCCGGUUUCGCAUUGGUCGCAGUAGUCGAGGUCGUGGACGUAAUUACUGAAUUAACAUCCUUGUUUGUUUUUUGUGUUACUGAUUGAUUCCCUCUUUUUUAAUUGCUGACUGUAAAAUAUUUUAUAACCAGCUGUGUUAAUACUACUACUCUGUGUGUAAUCCAACACAUUUUUAACACUGUGGUAUUUUACCUCUUUUUCUAUACAUGUAUGAUAUUAGUAAUAAACUAACAUCUCAUAA
Schistosoma turkestanicum is the source of this 1856-nucleotide messenger RNA. NCBI's taxonomy places the organism in Eukaryota, Metazoa, Platyhelminthes, Trematoda, Strigeidida, Schistosomatidae. The record is from the annotation of a GenBank genome assembly.